AUGAGGAGGCAGACUGCAUGGGUUAUGUGGGUGUUAAAUUUCGUCAAUAUUUGUUCCGCAAAAUCGUUGUUGUUAUAUGACGGAUCACCAUUUCAUCCAACACCCGGAGUUCUUCUGAAGCUCGCUCAAGAUAUCGGGGUGUCCAUAUUCGGCACGUCUCCCAGGUAUCUUGCUGAGAUCAGAGCUCGCGGCAUUGUGCCUCGAAAUUCGUUCAACUUAGAACGUCUGAGAACGGUGACAUCUACCGGUGCUGCACUAUCUGCCGACAUGUACAACUGGUUUUACGAAACCGGAUUUUCUCCUCACGUUCAGCUUGUCUCAAUGAGUGGAGGAACCGAUAUUGCUGGAAGCUUUGUUGGAGGAAGUCCUUUGCUUCCUGUGUACGCUGGCGAGAUUCAGACCAAAGCGUUAGGCAUGGCCGUGGAAAUUUUCGACCCCUCCCAAGAUGCAGGUGUACCAGUUGAAUUGCGAGAUUUACCGGGCGAGCUUGUAUGCACUAGGCCAUUCCCAAGUCAACCUCUCGAAUUCUUUGGGGUCGGAGGCAAUGAGAGAUACCGAAAGUCGUACUUUGAGAGGUUCGGUGAUACGGUUUGGUGCCAAGGGGACUUUAUACAGUUCCAGAAAGAUACAGAAGGGUUGAUAAUGCUCGGAAGGUCGGACGGCGUCCUUAAUCCAUCCGGUGUCCGUUUCGGCUCAUCGGAGAUAUAUGCGGUGACUGAAGUAUUUCCUGAGAUCGAAGAUAGUAUCUGCGUUGGCCAGAGGAGAAAAUCUGAUAUCGACGAGCGGGUCCUCCUGUUUGUUAAGAUGAAGACGGGUCAAGCUUUCACUGCGGAUCUAGCAACAAGACUACAACUGGCGAUACGAAAAAGAUACUCAAGCCGUCAUGUACCGAAACAUGUCUUUGAAGUCGCUGAUAUUCCAUAUACUGUCAACGGAAAGAAGUGCGAGAUCAACGUUAAGCAAAUAGUUAGCGGGCAAGUGGGUGCCGUAAGUGGUACAGUAUCAAAUCCUUCCAGCUUAGACUUGUAUCGCGAAUAUGCGAACCUUCCCGUGGAAGGAGAGAAGAGUGAAGCGGGAUCAAGCAAGUUGUAG
Lachnellula hyalina is the source of this 1092-nucleotide messenger RNA. It is a transcript of the gene AACS, whose product is annotated as Acetoacetyl-CoA synthetase. The record is from RefSeq and is a predicted model, not a curated record. Lineage: Eukaryota; Fungi; Ascomycota; Leotiomycetes; Helotiales; Lachnaceae. Gene Ontology annotation, molecular function: acetoacetate-CoA ligase activity. Gene Ontology annotation, cellular component: cytosol. The transcript is spliced from 5 exons. Bases 1 to 1092 code for a protein of 363 amino acids.